Erigeron canadensis is the source of this 2986-nucleotide messenger RNA. RefSeq lists its product as uncharacterized. The transcript has 11 exons. Gene Ontology annotation, molecular function: acyltransferase activity, transferring groups other than amino-acyl groups; transcription corepressor activity. The record is from RefSeq and is a predicted model, not a curated record. NCBI's taxonomy places the organism in Eukaryota, Viridiplantae, Streptophyta, Magnoliopsida, Asterales, Asteraceae. Bases 102 to 2654 code for a protein of 850 amino acids. Gene Ontology annotation, biological process: negative regulation of DNA-templated transcription.
ACAACUGUACCAUAGUCUACUUUCAGUACAAAGCUCACACCACUUUCAUCAUCCAAAUAAGUCAAACCCAGCCACCGAACACCAAAACCUCAUUUUUAAUAAUGGCAGCCCGCAUCACUCUAGAUUCUGACCAACCAACAAAACGCAAGAAAUCCAAACAUCCUCAUAAGUUCUUUCCAAAUCAUAAAGUUGAGGUAAGAAGUGUUGAAGAUGAGUUCCAAGGUUCUUGGCAUAUUGCCACAGUGAUUGAACAUAAAAACCAAAUUUGUGUAAUCAAAUAUGAUUAUUUUGAUGGUAUAGUUGAGUCCAUUCCUACCAAAGGGGAACCAUCUAAUAAUCCUAGUUAUCGUGGAAAACUAAGGCCAGUGCCUCCAAAUCUACUUCUUAACGAGAACUGUCUUCAUUACGGACAAUGUGUGGAUGUGAAACACAAUAAUGCUUGGUGGGAAGGUGUCAUUUUUGAUCAUGACGAUGUUUGUGAAGAAAGAUUAGUUUUCUUUCCUGAUUUAGGUGAUGAACUUAGGGUCCCAGUUGAGAACAUCCGGUUUACUCAAGACUGGGAUGCGGAUACAGAUAAAUGGAAGCUUCGUGAAGAUUGGAUAUUUCUUCAGGUCCUUGAGGAGCUCGGGUUUGAAUGGCCGCUUCUGGUUUCUGCUAGACAAAUUUGGUAUGAAACUAGGAGUAGGUAUCACUUUGUUAAAGAUAUGAUUGAGUGGACAUGUCCGGUGACUGAAAACUGGAAAGAAAUUGUCAAAGAUGUAAUCUUCGAUAACUUUUCUUUGACCAUGACAGAGUUUUUCAGACGAUUGAACUCCACAAAUGAUAAAAACAAAAACAUUUCCAAAUCUUGCUAUUUGUAUGAUGAAAAUGAUUUGGGUCCUCCUGGAUUUUCGAGUUUGAAUUCGAAUUCUGACACACCGGUGUCUGAUCUAUCUGAAUACUAUUGUGUUGCUGGACCAAACUUGGUUCCUCGGCCCGAGUAUCUGCCUGAUGCAGUUGUGGAGUAUUAUGAAGCAGUGAAUUCUGGUAAAAGGCACUCACUUUCUACAGUGGUUAAAGUUCGACAACAUAUGUUGUUUUUGGGUUGGAAAGUCGAGUGCAAAAGAAAGGCCGCUUGUCCACCAGCGAAAAAUCCAACCAUUAGAUAUCGUUACACUGACCCAAAUGGGAAGCGAUAUGGUUCGCUCUAUGAAGUUUGUAAGAAGUUAAAUGCUAAUUCAUCCGAAACUACUUUUUUGGGUUCAUUUGAUUCUCAUAAACAAGAUUUAAACAUGGAUGAAUCUUUACAUAUUCCACAAGCCGUGAUUGAUUUUUAUUUGUUGGCAUUGAGAGAAAGUUCUGAUUUGCAGAAAUUCAAGAAAGAGGCAAGGUUUAAGGAAAGUGAUUAUAUAUGUUCUGUUUGUCAUUAUGGAGGCGAAUUAGUACUAUGUGACCAAUGUCCGUCGUCAUUUCAUGCACGUUGUCUUGGACUAGAGGAGGUCCCAGAUGGCGAAUGGUUUUGCCCAUCGUGUUGUUGCAGAGUUUGUAAUCGGAACAGAUAUGAUGAACGCUGUGAACAAAGUAUGGAUAGUAGGGUUCUAAGUUGUGAACAGUGUGAGAGAAUAUAUCAUAUAGGCUGCUUGAAAAGAAGGGAAUGCUUGUCAAAGUUGGAGAAUAAUCCUAAUACAAACUGGUUUUGCAGUCCGAGAUGUGAAGAGAUAUAUACAGGCCUGCAAGCGAUUUUGGGAAUAUCAUUUCCCAUUAGGAAGGAUAAGUUGAGAUGGACUCUACUGAAAUACAAGAAGACUGAAUGCUGCAAAAAGGAUUUCUCGGAUAUAGAACAAUAUAUGAAGUUUUAUAAUCGGCUGAAUGCUGUUAUUAACGUAAUGCACGAGUGCUUUAAUCCAGUUAGAGAGCCUCUCACCCAGAGAGAUCUAGUUGAAGAUGUUAUCUUAUGUAGAAGGUCAGAACUGAACCGGUUGAAUUUCAAGGGAUUUUAUGCUGUUCUUUUAGAGAAUGACAAUGAGCUUAUUUCGGCGGCGACAGUAAGGGUUUAUGGAGGAAAGGUAGCUGAACUUCCUCUUGUUGGAACAACAAUUCAAUAUCGCAGACGUGGAAUGUGUCACAUUCUCAUGAACGAGCUUGAAAAGAAACUUGUGGGAUUAGGAGUGGAGAGGCUAGUUUUGCCUUCUUCAUCAAGUGUACUACGUACUUGGACCAAGUCGUUUGGAUUCUCCAUUAUGUCCGAAUCAGAAAAGUUGAACUUUCUAGGCUACACUUUCCUCAAUUUUCAAGGAACCACAAUGUGCCGUAAACUCUUGAUAACUGGUCAAUCUUCUAUGAUAAGCCCGAGCAAAUCAAUUGGUGAUGGUUCUGAUGCUAUUAAUGAAGUUGCUAUCAUAGAUUUGGAGGAUACCAAUGCCAUAUCGAAAGUGUGUAAAGAAGAACAAAAAGAGGGAUGUGCGAGAAAUGAUAAAUGUUUUCCAGGUACUUGUCAAGGCAACGGGGCUGAUAAUGUGUGUGACUCACCAUCAGCUGAAAUCUUGCUAAAUGAACCAAUUCUUGCGGGAUGUGAAACCAUGGAGUGUUCUUUGAACAAAGACACGGGUUAUAGUGACUGCAUGGUCCUUCCCAAAUGCUACCAGCGUAAGAAGAUAGCUGCAUGUGGAAGGUAACUCGAUUAGUAGUUUGAAAAUGUAGAUAUAAGUUAUAGCUUUCGCUAGUCUUUUUUGGAAACAGUAAAAUGUAGUUUUUGUUUGUGUAGCAUGGGGGUAAGGUGGAUAGGAAGGGUUUAACUGCCCUUGCCCUUCUAAAUAUAUGUACAGGUGAGAACAGGUUCUAUAAAACUAGUGUCACAACCCGAGCUCUUUAUUUUGGAAAUGCAAUGGAUACGGGUCACGGAUGUAUGACCUGUAUGCAAAUGCAAAUCGGUGACUAGGCAUAUAUUUAGAGCUCAAAUUUUGGAUUUUAAGUAAUAUAUAUGAAUUAUUUAAAUCUUUGCGAUUCA